GCUCUUUCCCCGAGUCUCUGUGGUAGCGCCGGCGUCGACAGCGGCGGUAGCUACGGCUGUUGAGGAGUGAGGGUUCCAAGUUUUCAUACCGCUUUGGGCGGUAUUGGGCUUGGAGGGUCGCGAUGUCAGAGAAAAAACAGCCGGUAGACUUGGGUCUCCUAGAGGAGGACGACGAGUUCGAGGAGUUCCCCGCCGAAGACUGGGCUGGUUUAGAUGAAGAUGAGGAUGCACAUGUCUGGGAGGAUAAUUGGGAUGAUGACAACGUAGAGGAUGACUUCUCCAAUCAGUUACGAGCUGAACUAGAGAAACAUGGUUAUAAGAUGGAGACUUCAUAGCAUCCAAAAGAAGUGCUGAAGUACCCUACACUUGAACUGUAUACUAAAUUCUAGAACAGAGAACCAAGGACGAAAUACUUUAAGAAAACGUUUAUUUCAUUAUCUGCUUGAAUUUAUUUUUGUUUUUGUAACACAAAAUAAAUGUUUUGAUCUAAUCUUGA
This is a messenger RNA of Marmota monax (woodchuck), 496 nucleotides long. RefSeq names its product SEM1 26S proteasome subunit (gene Sem1). NCBI's taxonomy places the organism in Eukaryota, Metazoa, Chordata, Mammalia, Rodentia, Sciuridae. Gene Ontology annotation, cellular component: proteasome complex; proteasome regulatory particle, lid subcomplex. The record is from RefSeq and is a predicted model, not a curated record. Gene Ontology annotation, biological process: proteasome assembly; mRNA export from nucleus; double-strand break repair via homologous recombination. Bases 123 to 335 code for a protein of 70 amino acids. The transcript has 3 exons.